This is a messenger RNA of Paramuricea clavata, 1774 nucleotides long. The record is from the annotation of a GenBank genome assembly. Lineage: Eukaryota; Metazoa; Cnidaria; Anthozoa; Malacalcyonacea; Plexauridae.
AUGGAUGACGAUGGCUGGCAGCUCCUUCCAAAACCAGCUAAAAGAUUGAAGAAACUGACCUGUUUCGACAAGUGUAUUUUUUGCCCAACGGGUAAUGCCAAUCUGCGUGUUGCAGAGCCUUCUUCACUAGAGAAAGUAGUUUCUGCACUUAAGCAACGACAAGAUGAGGUAUCGUAUGAUAGCAUGUGUUUUGUUUAUUGCUCCAUAUUUUACAUAUUACACGGCCAGCGAGUCUCCUAAUCAAAUCGCCCACGUAAACGCCUUCUGGUCGGCGUUUUUCUACGUUUAAAUUAUUCUUAAACAUUUUCAGGUGUCGCAACGCCUCACACCUAAUGAUCUUUGUCAUGUGGAGGAAAAAAAACGUUUUGUGGCACUCGUCCUGUUACGAAGCAUUCACCAGUAAGCAAAACCUAAAAUUUUCAGAAUCCAAAACGUCAAAUAAUCCUGUUGAUGUCAAAGUUGGGAAACGAGGCGGCACAUUAUUUGAUUGAUCGAAGUGUAUGUUCUGCAGGAACGCAACACGUAAGAAGGACAGAAAUCUUAUAAAUAUUGUCACCUUUGAAGCAUGUAGCACCAUAAAAGAAUCUGUAGAAGCACGAGUGGAUCACCAACUGCUUGACGUACUUCAAUCAGUUAAUUAUGAUCUUAUCGCAGCAGGAGGGAAAUACCACAAAGCAUGUCAUGCUUCUUAUGUCAGCAAAGUAAAUAUUAAACGCAUGCGGCGCGAUACUUCCACAAUUGAUGAAAACCCUUUUGAUGAAGCCUUUAACCAACUGGUAAAGACCAUAACGACUGAAAUAAAUAACGGCAAGGCCUACGACAUGAACAUUCUUUUAGCUAUGUUUAAAAAGGAGUUAGAAAACUAUGCAAUGCGGGAGAAAGCUACACGAAGCAAAAGCUGAAAGCGCGAUUAGUGGCCCAUUAUAAGGAAAACCUUGUGUUCCACCAGCCACCUCAACAAUCCAAACCGGAGAUAGUGUAUAGCAGUUCCAUAUCUUUGGUUGAUAUCAUAAAUGCGGCAAUCAACUCUCCGCCACCAGACACGACAAGCUGUAUAUCCAAGGAAAAAAUGAACGCAUCCACGUCCGAAUUCUUCGACAUCUAUGCUAUAGCAACUCAAGUGAGACAAGAGGUAAUGAAAUGUAAGGGCAUUGACAUCAAUCCACUGGAUAUCAGUGAUUUAAACCUCGAUACUGCAAAAGAACUUCUUCCCCAAAAUCUCUACUGGCUUUUAAGAUGGAUCAUGACUGGAGAGCAGUAUAGCGACCGCACUUCAUCUUCAAGUGCAAGAAUUCCUGCAGAUGAGCGCAAGAUUAUAAUGGUCGCACAAGAUAUCGUUCACUGCGUAUCACAUGCAAGAGCAAAGCUUCCUAAGCACGGAGCGCUUGCCAUGUCAGUCAAGCACAUAACUGGUUCAAAACAGUUGGAAACUCUGUUGAACAGAAUGGGUCACUGUUCUUCGUACGUGGAAAUUGAACAAGUGGAGACGAGCCUGGCCAAUGAAAGUUUAGCGAGAUCAAAGACUAGUGGUGUUAUAAUCCCAACUAACAUAAAUCCUGGUGUGUUUAUACAAAUGGCGGCUGACAACAACGAUAUUAAUGAAGAGACGCUCGACGGGAAGAAGACAACGCAUGCAACGGCAAUGGCUAUAUACCAGCGCAAGCAGUACGGACCCAAGCCAGCGCGCGUUGUGCACGCCGAUCAUUCCAAAAAGAAGAGGUCGCUGGAUUCAACUCGUAAUCUGGUUGUCAUAGAAGAAGUGAAUGUUCUGUAG